Molecule: messenger RNA, 2930 nt
Organism: Penaeus chinensis
Lineage: Eukaryota; Metazoa; Arthropoda; Malacostraca; Decapoda; Penaeidae
Product: neurotrypsin-like
Exons: 15
Coding region: 62-2086 (674 amino acids)
Biological process (GO): proteolysis
Cellular component (GO): membrane
Molecular function (GO): protein binding; serine-type endopeptidase activity
Source: RefSeq, a predicted model, not a curated record
CACUGAUACUCUAAGAGCAAACAACGCGGGAAGGGAACGAGACAGAAGUGGCACCACAAUAAUGACAUGGAAGGGCCUGCCAUUUAUAAUAAUUUUAUCGCUCGUCUUCUCUGAUGCGCAGGAUAUCAGAAGCAUCCAGCAAAUAAGGCUGGUUGGCGGAAGAACCAUAACCGAGGGAAACUUACAGGUGGCAGUUAACGGUGUCUGGGGAAGUGUGUGUGACGACGGCUUCGGUUUCGCUGAAGCUGACGUUACUUGCCGAGAACUUGGUUUCGAAGGCGCUGAUUAUUUCACCUGGAAUAACCAUUUUGGCAAUAAUUCUUCAGAACUGAGGCGCGGCCAGACCAAGUACUGGCUGGAUCGACUGAACUGCGACGGCGUCACUCGCUUAGCAGAAUGCUCGUCCAGCCAGCUUGGAAUGCAUGACUGUGGUCCGACAGAGAUUGCAGGAGUGAUGUGUCGGACGAUCCACUCCAAGUGCUCUGGCCAAGAAUUCCCUUGCAGUGACAGAGGAGGCUGUGUGGCGCGUUCCCUCGUGUGCGAUGGCAGUGUUCACUGUUCGGACGGGAGUGAUGAGAAGGAGGAGCUUUGUGAGGACGUAGGCGUGAUCAGGCUGAGGGAAAGUAGCAGACGCUUCGAGGUACCCGGAAUGGUAGCUGGCACGGUGGCGGUGAAGAGGCGGGGGUCCUGGUCCUCCCUUUGUGGCCGUUUCUUAGUCAGCGAUGCCAGAGUGCUGUGCAGGAGUCUGGGCUACGGCGGCGGUUGGACGGUGCCGUUGUACAGGGGGUACCUCGGGAAAGGUCUCAGCCCGGCCAUCCAAUCCCUGCCACAGUGCGAGGGACACGAGGCGUGGAUCGGCGAGUGCCCUGGCGAGACGUGGGGCGAGGAGCGCUGUCCGAUCGGCCUGGAACUGGGUGUCCUGUGCUCUGUAGAGGAUGUAGCCGUGAGACUGGCGAACGGGCGGCUUGAGGUCAGGCUGGAACGGUUUCCUUGGGCCAGCGUCUGCAGUGUGGGAUUCGAUGAUCUGGAUGCCCGGGUGGUGUGUCGCAUGAUGGGCCACGAGGGGGAUGCAAUUGCAACGUCCGGUCUCCAGCAGUCGCCAGGCUCCGUUUGGAACGUCAUUAUAGACUGCGUCGGGCACGAGGUUCAACUGCAGCAGUGUAGACUUAGGCUUAUGAAUAGCAGAUGUCAAACCGCCGCAGGUGUCUCUUGUUCUAGCAAAAAAGGGGAAGUAGAUGCCAAGCUGAGGUCCCUUCUGCCUACGGAUUGCGGGGUUCCUGAAGACUCUUCGAGACGGUAUAUCGGAGGGCUGGCAAAGAGCCGAGGUGGAAUCAUUCCUGCUCUUUUUGAUUUCCCUUGGCUGGUUUCCUUACGCAGAAAAGAGCACCCAGGAGGCGGCGCCCUAAUUUGUGGAGGAUCUGUUAUAUCUGAAGACUACAUAUUGACGGCAGGGCAUUGUUUGAGACUAAGAGCCGACCUCGAGAUCGUAGUCAGAGCCGGUGACUACAAUUCCCGCUUCGUUGAAGGCAGUUUUGAGCAGGAGUUCGAAAUUGACAAGGUAUGGGUCCACGAGCGCUACGAAGAACAUGAUCGUUUUGACAACGACAUCGCUCUUAUCAAGAUUCAGCGAAGGAAUGGAAGAGGCUUCAGGUUCAGCGAGAGAGUGAGGCCAGUGUGCCUGCCCUCUUUCGACGCCUCCUACGAUGACCUUGGGGCUUGCAAGCUGGUGGGCUGGGGCGAGACCAACUUCAAUGCCGGGGCGACAUCCCGGCCCCGCGAGGUGACCACCUUCGUGUUGCCAGACUAUUGGUGUGACAACUUCUUCGAUGGCAGCGUGAGCUACACCUCCUCGCAAGUAUGCACAGGCGGAGGAUCCUCGUUAAAUCGGAGCGGCUGCCAUGGCGACUCGGGGGGUCCCUUGGCUUGUCUCACGAGGGGAAGGUACACGCUCUACGGCCUGCUCUCCUCCGGUAGCGGCUGCAAGUCCGACAAAAUUAGCUUUUUCAACACCUACACGAGGAUAGUCAAGUACCUGCACUGGAUUCAAGAGAAGAUUGCAUCGGCCGGGGGACGCCAGAGUGGCUAGCUGUUCUGAGUUUCUUUGGAAAUUCUUUUGAUAGAAUUCACUAUACAUCUCUGAAAGUAAUACAAAUUAGUGAUCAGUGUAUAAUCAAUACUUUUAGAUGUUGGGGAUAAGUAAAAAGUAUAUGAAUAAAUAAUACUUAGAUAUACAUUAUCCAUCUAAGCUAUUGGCAGUUGUAAGUGUAGCAGCCCAAUUAAGAAAGUAAAGAUGAAUGUUUUCAAAGAUUAUGUUUCAAAGUUGAAUACAUAGACGGGUAUUGGAACGCGGUUGUUUACUUCAACAGCAGCUGUGGUCGCUUAACAGCACCAGGCCCUAUUCUAGGGUAUAUAUGACCACGUGGCCACAGUUGUUACGUUCCGCAUUGUUUUGUUUGCAGUUUUACGUAUGAGUACGGACAUGGAAGCUAUGGAUGAACAUGUAGAAAUUGUAUACAGUAAACAAAUUCCAACAAAAAAGGGCGAGGCCGCAGCGACACAUAUGUUGGUCUCCGAAAAAAAUUAAGUAUUCAGAAUACGCAACGAUACAUAGUUGAAGCUAAUAAUUACUAGCCAAAUAAAAUAAUUUUGCUAAAACUUUUGUGACUGUGAGGUCAUCCAUGAAAUUAUUUUUUGGUAAGGGACAGAAAUAUGAAAUGGAGAACUUAAUACUUCUUUACAGUUAUGAACGCUGAUGUUACUAUUAUCAAUAUUGAUCACUUAUUAUUAUUAUUUCUUUUUGUUUUACCUAGUGUAUUUUUCUUUCAAGAGUAAUUUGCGAUACUGGACAUAUUACUGUAGUAGUACUUAGGUGAUUGCAUGAUCCUCCUUGUAUAUUAUUGACUUUAUUCAAACAGAUGCAUGUAAACACA